AUUUCCAAACACAGACACGUAUUUAUCUGCCCUCUGACUUGUGUCUCUUGCCCUUUGACCUCACAGCUGUGCCGAUUUACCACUCCUGUGCCCCACCUCGCUGUCUAUUCUGGCAUCACUGACCCCCCCUCCGCCAACGCCUCGCCCUCUCUUCCCUUUUUGGCCCACACCCCAGCCUGUCCGUCCCCCAUCAGCGUGGCCUUAGACAGCACCUCUGAGCGGCGAGCAGAAGCCAGUGAGGGGGAAAGUGAAGGGAACCCUGAGGCCCGAGCAUCUGCAGGAGGGAACGUGUCCAAGUCUCGCAUGGCUCUAUCCCUGCGUCGUCUACUCAAGCGAGGCUGCACUCCCUCCUCUAUGUUUGCCAGCUUGUCACCUAAAUGUAAUUCAGCUGCCGGGACAAGCAGCCGCAUACAGCCAAUCAGCCCAGAUGAACCUAGUCAGGCUCCGCCCAGACGGAUUGGCAACUUUUUUCAGAUCAAAGUGGAUAUUCCUCCAGAGUGCCGCAUCUACCCCAUUGAGUCUGAGGAUGAGGAUGAGGAGAACAGAGCUAUCUCUCGGGAAAGAGUGGGAACCAAAGAGAUCAUCUGCCCUUGGGAGAGCCUCACUCCACAGAAUGGGACAGGCUAAUACACUGGAAUUACACAGGUAUAAAAUGGUGGGACCAGACCAUAAUGUAUAACAUAAAUUCGAUCAACAAGAGGACAGACCGACAGUACUCUUUCUGGGAUACUCUAAAAAUGGCUGUCUAGAGUGGACCAAACAUUAACUUGCUGCACCUGCCUGCCUGUUGGCUUGAAAUGCUCCAUUGUCACACAUGUUGCAGCAUAAUCCUAAUUUCACUGUCCAUGCUCAGAACUUUCAAAACAUUUUGUUUUUAACAAUAUGGCUCAGUACACAGAGUUUAUGCAGGCGUGGUUAUGUCCAUAUAUAGCAAAUAAUGGUCUGAAGAGUGUUUUAAAGCCUUCUUUAUGCUACCGUCACAUCAAGAAAACCAAAACUUGCAACCUUGUUGUCACUGAAAUGGUUGCUUCAAAGACCGAGACCACAUCUUACAGUCAGGUUUCACCUUCAAACCAAGUUUGGUACAUCAAGGCAAUGAUUAAACAGCAACAUGAUGAGUCAGACUGUUGUCUAUCUGCUAUCUGUGACUGAAUAAGUUUAAUGACAGCAAAAAAGCUGUUUGUGAUGAUAUGGUAAUUAACUUUGAUAAAUUGGCAAAAAUUGUAACUGUUGCCCUCUGUUGCAAAUUUGUUGCCAUCUGCAUAAACAGAAACUCACAUUAAUCAGAAAUUCACAUUUACUACACACAUUCUGACUCCACCCAGAACCUCAUAGAUUUGAAACCGAAAUUCUUCAACAAAAAGUCCCGUAGUUGCAGCAGGACGGUUAUUUAACUGCAAAAUAACACUGUUGCUUGGCAACCUUCCUUUUUGUAUAGGAAUAUUGUCCUGAGAAUGGAAUCUUUCAGUUUAACCCUCUCCAGGCAGGUGUUGCCGAUUUGCAACAGUUAAAAACUAACAACCUGAUUACCCCACAUACAUAUUUUAUGAGUUUUUUUUUACUCAGAAGUACCACUGCAGGACUUGGUUGUGCAUUAGCAACAAAAACUUAAUUUGAGCCUGAGAGGGUUAAUAUGUUUUGUGAUUUGGGUGUUCUCUACAGAGGACAUAAAUAAAUGAGCUGAGCCUCAGGAGGAAAUGACCAGAAUAGAUCUGGCAAUGAGUUUGUUCGAGUCCACAGAGAACUUGUACUCAUUGACUUAGACGUACUCAGAUUGAUUGCAGUGUGUUAGAAAUCUGUCUGAGAGUGAUUGCAAUCAGUCCGAGUUGGACCGUGAUUGUUUGGAGACAGGUUGCCUCCCAUCAGGUGACCUGCACAGCUGUCUUGCAAUUCCCAGUAUUCUCCCACAGGCUGAAAGUGUUACACUCUGGGUAACCAGGUGCAAUCGGUUACUAAAUGUGAAGAAAAUUCAUUGUGCAAUCACAGAUUUUUUUAGCGGCAAGGAGGUUGUCAUCCUAUUUUAUACUCAAGUAUGACUGAGCCAUUACACAUUCUGGAAAAUAAUGAAACCUAUAAAAAGUAGUAGUAUUUGUAUUUGUAUUUGUUAUAUAUUUGCAUAGAAAACACUGUGGAUACAAAACACGAGUCCAAGCCAACAGGCAGAAAAUGUCUUAACACUCAAAAUCUAGAUUUUGCUGGAGUAUUCCUUUAACUACAGCCUUAUAUUCACCAACCCUUACUAAUGUGAGCACCAGCUGAGCCCUGUAUUUAGGAUAGAGGUGUAGUUUGGGCAGAGGCUGCUCCACAUGGAGAACAGGGUGAGCGCUUUCAAAACAUGAGCCGUAGCUUUCAUACCCAAGCCUCAUUCUGUACCUGCUGAUGAACUGUAGCCCAACAGCAGCCUUAUCCACCUCCACACACUGGAGAUAUUUUGCUAUGUUUGGUUUGUUGUUGGAAGUUUUUACUAAGCGGGCAUCUACACAUACUUCCUUAGAGCCAAGUGGACGGGAAAACAAAACAGCACGAAUAAAAAGAGAUAAACUGAAGUAUUUUUGUGAUUGCCAAGGACCAUAAGUACCACCAGUAGUUCUCAAGAAGUACAUGUUUACAUCCUAGAGUGUGAUAAUCCAAAGCAGACAUCUGUAGACUCUGCUUCCACACACGCCUGCUAACUGAUAAUGUACCUAUAUAUCUAUUAAAGUCGAGAUGUGUUCUUGUGAUGCGAAAUAGACUUAGAUGCCUGAACCCUAGUUUACUUACCUCUUAUGCACAUGUGAAAUGACCAAAUAGAUGCGUUUCAGGUCAAAUGAGAGCACAUGAGCAGCUUGUCUACAUGCUACUAUUUUUGCUGAUCCACUCCUGUGAGAUGUACGCUCUUCAUGCAUGAAGGGUUACUUUAAAGGGAGUCGGUCAGUAGUUUUUGUAUUUGACUCCACUGCUGUUUUGUACACUUUGUGUAGCUGUUGUGUACUGUACACUACUCUGAGUGAGGUGUUGAUAUUUUCCCCCUCACAAGUCUCUCCUGUAUGAGGGACAACAUGGACUUACUGUCUGAAUGUAUUAUCUUUCUCAUGUUUACAGAUGCAAGAAUGUGAAAAAGACCUUAAAUUUGUUGUAUUUGAUAUGUACAUUCCAUGGCUUGUGUCAAGUGCCUCAAUAAAUGA
Molecule: messenger RNA, 3164 nt
Organism: Pelmatolapia mariae (spotted tilapia)
Lineage: Eukaryota; Metazoa; Chordata; Actinopteri; Cichliformes; Cichlidae
Product: regulator of G-protein signaling 9-like
Exons: 2
Source: RefSeq, a predicted model, not a curated record